CCCACGGCGCCCUGGAGAGGUUCCAGCAUCUUUCGGCCUGGACGCCCCGGGCAACCGCUGCACCGGGGCCCGGAACCACAGCCGUUCUGCGGGCUUGACUUGCAGCUCUGGGUGGAAAAGCCGCGGCUGCAGAUGCCGAGGUUGAGGCUGCUGAGCGCCGGCGGCCCGGGACAAACGACUCUGAGCACCCAUGCGGCUGCUGGGCCAGCGCGCGCCGAACCGCGGCCCGGAGCCCAGUCUGGCCUCGGGCAAGUGGGGAUCCGCACGCAGGGUCAGCGGAGCAGAACGGAGCCAGCUUUUAGCUGGGCUCCAGUCCUGCGGACCUUCUCAGUCGCCAGGGCCCACCCAGGGAGAGAGCAGGGGGAAGAUAAACAGCAGAUCCAGGGCGCGGCGCGCUCUCCGCCACCUCCUGGCCUCGCGCAGUCUCCCGGCGCGCAGGGCCCGGGCGGGGCUGCGGGGUUUCUCCGGACCGGGGCUCGGAAGGACGCGCUGGGCCUUAGUCCUGAGCGAUCCGUCCUCUGCAAACGCAGCUCUGGUUACAUCCCUGACGCGAUCCCCUGGCUCUGCUUGCAGGCACAAAUCAGCUACGUUCCUGCCUGCGAGUCUAGGCCCUGCUAUUUCAAGAAUUCCAGGGAAAAAAUGUGCAGCGGUGCGGUACGGGUCUGUGCAGCGCAGGGAACUCGUGAAGCAAGGAGGCGCGCGGCCUGCAGGCAGACACAUUUGUCCCCUCUGGGUCUGCCCAGCUUUACUGCUCGUGGGGGUGGAGUAAAGGUUUGUUUCUCUCUCCCAGAGUUUCCUCUGAAAUCAACUCUCUUUAGAGCGAAGGUCCAGUAUGGCUCUAUCUCGCCUGUAGCAAUCGCAAUGUGUCCAAAAUGGGCACCAGCACCGAGUUUCUCCGAGACGCGGAGUCUCUUGGCCCUGGAGUUCAUUCUUGUUUUCUCAAUGGAAGGGCCUCCGAAAUCCCCCAGGACCGUCUCAGUCACUCUUCCACAAAACUGUACAUUUCCUUAAGGAAGGGAUAGUUUUUACUCACCUUUGAUUUUCCCACCAAGUAAUGCCUACACGUAAGUACUCAAUAAAUCAUUAUUAAUUACCCAACUCACUCUUAGUCAUUAAAUUUCUACACUCUGAAACAGAGGAAUGAAGGAACGGGAAGACAGGCCUUAAAGAUACCAAAUACAAGUGAAGGACGUAGUCAUCCAUGCUGAGUGGCAUUUGUAAGACGGUAAUAGUGCUCAGAAACAAUUUGCUAAUCAAACCUCCUAGGUUUUAGGACUAUCAUGAGCGGGAGGUGGGAAUGACCUACAUUCUCAGGCAAUUUAAAAAAAAAAUUAACAUUUGGAUAUAUUUUCCUUUCUUUUCUCUUUCUAUAAACUAGGUGUGUAAGCCAUUAUGCUUGAAGGGAAAAUGUACUUUGCCUACCUUUGAUAUCUUAUCUGUCCUUGGACUUACUUGGUACAUUUGGCUAACCCCAUAGUCUCACUUUUUAUAUUUUCACUGGCAUCAUAACAUAAAUUGGAAAAACCUGAUUUGGAUAUCUAAAAUACUUACCUUGGGAAAGUGAGCUGCAAAUAUUAAAAUCCACUAGCUACCUUAAUUGUUGCUUUUUCAGUUCUCAGUGAUACUUUAUAACUUGUACCUUAGUCUUUGAAGGUACU
Molecule: messenger RNA, 1658 nt
Organism: Myotis daubentonii (Daubenton's bat)
Lineage: Eukaryota; Metazoa; Chordata; Mammalia; Chiroptera; Vespertilionidae
Exons: 2
Coding region: 133-1011 (292 amino acids)
Source: RefSeq, a predicted model, not a curated record